Molecule: messenger RNA, 738 nt
Organism: Perkinsus marinus ATCC 50983
Lineage: Eukaryota; Perkinsozoa; Perkinsida; Perkinsidae
Exons: 2
Coding region: 1-738 (245 amino acids)
Source: RefSeq, a predicted model, not a curated record
AUGCAUCACAAGGACUCCAACAAGAGGGGCGGCUUCGUCCGUACUAAUAUGUAUAUACACGUCCUCACUGCCUUAGCUGACCAUGCAGACCAUCAGCGCCGCCGUCGUCAUCAGCAUCAGCACCCUUCACUUUUCAAAGAUAUUUUCCACACUGGUGUCUGGGCGCCUGAGUUCAGAGCAAUGUGGUAUGCCUGGCUCAUUAUGUAUAUCAGCUUGGGUGUAUUCAUUGGUAUCUCGGGUGAAAAGUGGUCUAUAUUAAUAGCAUACCUUGCCUUCUUCGGAGUGCUCCCUCCAAUUGCUAUAAUCAAGCAUAUAUUCACCAUAAAGAGGAAGCAAGCGGCUGAGAGGAAUAGACAGAGUCGUGAUCGAGCACUAGAGUUGGCUAAUGAUAAGCUUGCUACUGAGGAGUGGUUAAAGAACAAUUGUGAAAGGAUGAUGGGAGAUGAUCCAAGAUGUAUAUGUUACUGUAAAGAUGAGUGCGCUAUCUGCUUAUCGGAUUAUCAUCCUAGCGACGUCCUCAUCCUAUUACCAUGUCAUCAUGUAUAUCACUUACAAUGCAUUAAGAUGUUAUUGGAUUCUCCCAUGUCCUAUGAUGGCAAUGCCCCUAGAUGCCCCCUCUGUCGUGCACGCCUUGGUGAUGAAGUCCUCAUGCCUGAGCCAGCCAAAACUGCUGUCGUCGAUAAUGCUGCUGCUGCUGCUGGAAACAGUGCUAUUCAAACGUUACAAGAAGUGGUGUAA